Molecule: messenger RNA, 693 nt
Organism: Cottoperca gobio
Lineage: Eukaryota; Metazoa; Chordata; Actinopteri; Perciformes; Bovichtidae
Gene: polr3k
Product: polymerase (RNA) III (DNA directed) polypeptide K
Exons: 3
Coding region: 147-473 (108 amino acids)
Biological process (GO): DNA-templated transcription; termination of RNA polymerase III transcription
Cellular component (GO): RNA polymerase III complex
Molecular function (GO): zinc ion binding; nucleic acid binding
Source: RefSeq, a predicted model, not a curated record
ACCAGCUCCACUUCCGCUGCUCCACAUGCAUCAAACUGUGUACAACAGGGAAGCUACAGCAGUUAGCUCGUUGUGUAAAAUACAGUACUCAUAUUGAGUUCGUUGUUUUAGUUUGUAGCUGUUAGCUACAUAUAUUCCCGGGUAACAUGCUCCUUUUUUGUCCAACCUGCGGAAAUGUUUUAAUUGUCGAGGAAGGACAGAAGUGCAUGAGAUUCGCCUGCAACACCUGUCCGUAUGUGCACAACAUCACAAGAAAGGUAAAUUACAGGAAGUUUCCCAAACUUAAAGAGGUGGACGAUGUUCUCGGUGGAGCUGCAGCGUGGGAAAACGUGGACUCAACUCCUGAAACGUGUCCAAAGUGUGGACAUCUUCGGGCGUAUUUCAUGCAGAUUCAGACCAGAUCAGCUGAUGAGCCGAUGACGACUUUCUACAAAUGCUGUAAAGCGCAGUGUGGACACCGAUGGAGGGACUGAAACCUUUGCACUUUGGAUAUUGUAAUGUAUGGGAUGCCUUGUCCCUCAUUUGUGUUUGGGCCUAUUGCCAACAGGCUGUGGUAGUUAUUCUUCAGAUGAUGUGCCAAACCUCUUCUGUGCGACGGCCCAGCUGAAGAAACUUUAUUUUUGCUUUUGUGUAUGCAGGUGAUAUUUACAGUGUUCAUUUUCCAAAUAACAAUAAAAAGGAGUUUCAAAGAAA